Molecule: messenger RNA, 2273 nt
Organism: Linepithema humile (Argentine ant)
Lineage: Eukaryota; Metazoa; Arthropoda; Insecta; Hymenoptera; Formicidae
Gene: RtGEF
Product: Rho-type guanine nucleotide exchange factor
Cellular component (GO): cytoplasm
Molecular function (GO): guanyl-nucleotide exchange factor activity; protein binding
Source: RefSeq, a predicted model, not a curated record
UUAUAGAUGCAAGUCUAUCAAGUGUAACUUGGCAGAUGUAGUUGGAUUUUAACUAUAUUGAACUACACCACUACAUUUGUGCAUUGCAAAGCGUGCGACAAAUUUUCGCGUGACAGAAGUGAUUGGUGAGAUAUCUGACGAGAGUUUUCGUGUUCUGAUGCAGCGAACUUUCUGAGAACACGGACUGCGUGUUUUGAAACGAGUGCCUUGCAUACCAUAAGAUUAUUAUGGUCUGGUGAAACGUUUGAAGGCUGAAUGUUGAUCCUACAAGAACGAUACACGAUGCACGGAAAUGCCACUUCGGAAUUAGUCUUUCAGUAUUUUGCUUCACAACAGUAAUUAAUAAACACAAAAAUUAUGUCGAAACCUGAUGCGCCGAAAUUUGUUAUAGCGCUUUUCUCCUUUAAAGGAAAGAAUAACGAUGAAUUGUGUUUUAAGAAAGGAGAUGUUAUAACGAUAACUCAAGUAGAUGAUGAAGGAUGGUGGGAGGGCACGUUACAUGACAAAACUGGUUGGUUCCCAUCUAAUUAUGUCAAAGAAUAUAGAAUUCCAGAUGGCAGUCACACAUCAAUUAAAACAUCUCCAGAAAGGAGUCCACAAGAAUCACCAGCGCAUCAAAAACUUAAUCGAGAUAUAGUAUUGAAGGAUAUUGUGGAUUCUGAAAGAGUAAAUGUAGCAGAACUGCAAGGUUUGGUGAAUAAUUUUUUGCAACCUCUUGAAACAUCAAAUAUAUUGAAGAAAGAUGAAUAUAAGCAGCUACUUGGUAAUAUACAUGAAGUCCUAGAAACUCAUCAAUGUUUGUUGGCAAAUGUAGAAGCAAGUAUCUUACAAGGACUCUCUGCAAGAGUAGGGAAUCUUUUUUUAACUAUUGCACCAAGGCUAAAAUCCAUUCAUACAGCAUAUUGUAAUAAUCAUCCACAAGCUGUUUGUAUAUUAGAUAGAUACAGAGACGAAUUAAAUGAAUUUAUGGAGCAUAGUGGAGCCAUAUCACCUGGUAUAUUGGUAUUAACUACUGGUCUUAGUAAACCGUUUCGAAGAUUGGAUAAGUAUUCUGCUAUGCUUCAAGAAUUAGAAAGGUAUACUGAAAAGAAUCAUCCCGAUAGAGGAGAUACUCAACGAAGUAUAGUAGUAUAUAGGGAAAUUGCGGAUCAUUGCGCUUCCAUCCGUAAGCAGCGUGAAUUAGCUCUUCAAAUAUUAACUAGUGGAAUCAAGGGGUGGGAAGGUGAAGAAUUAAGCUCACUGGGCGAGAUUAUUCAUGUUGGCUCUGUAACUCUAGCAACCGGCGUAGAUCGUAGAGAUAGAUACUUCGUUUUGUUUCCCACUACACUAUUGAUGCUUAGUACCAGUCCAAGAAUGAGUUCCUUUAUUUAUGAGGGAAAACUUCCAUUAACUGGCAUUAAUGUAACUGGAAUUGAAGAUAUAGAUGAAAUAAGAAAUGCUCUGGAGAUCACUGGACCAAUGAUUGAAAGUAUCGUCGUGCUGUGUGCCACAAAAGAAGAAAGACAGCGUUGGAUCGAUCUCUUGAUUCAGGAACAAGGCACCAGCCUGUUGAAAUCGCCAACCAUGUCUCGUCAGAUGAACAAUCAGACGAACGGGAAGCAUCAACGACCAACAAUGGAGCAUUGUAUGUCUCCAGGGAUUAAGACACCUUGGAGUCUCGCAUCAUUAAGACCUGCUCCUCCAAUUUAUUCUCUUAAGAGCUUUGGAAAGAUAGAUUCCACUACAGAUACAUCGCGUCCACCACGAUCAUGCAAUGAGCGGCAGUUUGAAGAAGAUGCGAUUAUAUUGAAAGUAAUAGAAGGCUAUUGUCUUACUGUCAACGCUAGAUUUACUGUACAUUCUGGAGAAUCUAAUUCAAUGAUAGAUUAUGAUUCACAAAAAUCACGCGACAGAAUAUCAUUUACGCAUAACAGAGGCAAUUGGGAAUCUUGUAACGAUAAGACAUUAACAGAAACCGUUAAAACCUUGAAGAAUCAAAUGACGGACUUGCAAUCACAAAUGUUACUACUAACAAAACAAUUAGAUGAGGAGAGAAGAUCUCGACUUUCAUUGGCUGCUACAGUAAAACGUAGCAUGGGAGUCAUAGAUGGAUAAAGAUGGCGAUAACUUCAAAGAAUAUGCAAUUAUAUCACAAGAAGAGUGUUCCAAAAUCCAUUUUACGCAAUGUUUAUUUCAUACGUACAAGUUAAUCAUAAAAUAUAUAUGUCGCGUGUUGGAAUGUUUUUAUAAAGUUUACUAUUUGCAUAAUAUAUAUAUAUAUGUGAUAAACAUAG